AUGCAGCUGACCAACAUUCAGUACGAAUGCGUCAAAAACGCUUGGAACGGCAACCUUAGUAAUAUUGAGGAUCGAAUCCUUUCUAUUGGUGGUAGCGAUGAUGUUACCAAAGAGCAGCUCGAUGCGCUUAGUGAAGUUGUCGAGGGAGAUGAUGACGACAGAUACAAUGUUAUAUCGAACCCUACCAAACCAAGCUGCUUCAGACCGCAGUGA
Messenger RNA from Linderina pennispora, 213 nucleotides. RefSeq lists its product as uncharacterized. Bases 1 to 213 code for a protein of 70 amino acids. The transcript is spliced from 2 exons. The record is from RefSeq and is a predicted model, not a curated record. Lineage: Eukaryota; Fungi; Kickxellomycota; Kickxellomycetes; Kickxellales; Kickxellaceae.